This is a messenger RNA of Ceratosolen solmsi marchali, 2407 nucleotides long. It is a transcript of the gene Glut4EF, whose product is annotated as Glucose transporter 4 enhancer factor. The record is from RefSeq and is a predicted model, not a curated record. Gene Ontology annotation, cellular component: nucleus. NCBI's taxonomy places the organism in Eukaryota, Metazoa, Arthropoda, Insecta, Hymenoptera, Agaonidae. Gene Ontology annotation, biological process: regulation of transcription by RNA polymerase II. Gene Ontology annotation, molecular function: RNA polymerase II cis-regulatory region sequence-specific DNA binding; DNA-binding transcription factor activity. The transcript has 9 exons. Bases 418 to 2145 code for a protein of 575 amino acids.
AGCGCGUUCAGCGUCCAGACCUCCGGGUCCGAGGACAAAAGGCCGGGCCCGGGUGCCGGCGAUUAUGUUGCCGGCGGCUAAGCGCGCCGUCCCCAACAGCACCGAACUCCCGCGUAGGAGCGCUCCCUCCCCUCUCCUUCACGAGGCCCCGUCGCACCGAUAACUCAGCGGAGGCCCGUACCGGCCAGUGUCCCGUUAAGAGCACGCAUCCACUCCGCCCAUUCACCGAGGCCAGGGUGCGGAGGGCCCCGCGCGGGCCCUAGGAGCACGGCGGGAGCGCGCGAGCGGAGACCUCGGAGCGCCGUCCCGCGGAACCGCCCCAGCACGGAAGUCCCGGGCCAGCAGCAGCCGGCGCCGAGGCGCAGGCGACGCCAGCAGGCGCUGCAACAUCAGCAGCACCCGCCGCACCAGCAGAUCAUGUCGACGGGGAAGCGGCUCGCGAAGCGCAGCAUCAUCGGGACGCGCGUCUGCGCGCCCGGCGACGACGGCAAGUACUACUGCGGGGUCAUAAGCGCGGUCAACACGCCGGCGUCGCCCCAGCAGCCGGAGCUCGCGGGCCUCAGCAUAACGCCCAAUACGCGAUACUCGGUGAGAUUCGACCCGGUGCCCCAGGGCUCCAAGACCCCCGACUCCAAGAACGAGUACUCGGACCGGGAUCUUAUAGGACCGGGAUUCGGCAGCGUCACCGGGGCCAGGCUCGUCGCCGGCCAGAGGGUCUACCUCACCUACAACGGCCGGGAGAUCCAGGCUGAGGUCACCCAGCACAGGGAGCACCUCGACGAGGUGGACGUGCGCAUCGCCCCCUCCGGACAAGAGGGUACGAUGAGCCUGACGAAGCGCAUCGACGAGGUGAGGCUACUGGAGUCGCGUAAGAGCGCGCGACUCGCGGAUUCCGACACGGACUUUGCCAGACUAGCGGACAUGGGCAGCGACAGGAAGCGUGCUUCCUCGCACUCCAUCGACGUGCCACAAGUCAUCGGGUCUCGGAAACGAAGGCCCAGCUCGAGCAAUGACUCCGAGCGCUCGAAUGGUGCUUGGAACGAGAGGACAAACCAGCCGGGCCAGCGCGAAAGUUACAUGGACGAGUGCUCGGCCGCCAUGGUUCUCAUGUCACUCUCGACACCCCCGAAGAAUCCACUACCGAUUCAUUGCCAGCAACUCUACGGUUCUUGGGACGACCAGGUGAGCAGCGUCAGCAAUAGGGUGGUCGUAGGCUCGCCCGGUAUCGGCGGCACCUCCAACAGCAGCAGUAGCAGCGCGUCUUGGCGUAGCGGCACCCCGAGUCCGCCACUGAGCGACGAGGGGGCGCUGAGCAGCACAGGCCUUUGGCCGAGCAACAACUCCUCGACCACGGUACAUCCGGCGCACAAUCAGCGGUACUAUCAGUAUCAUCACGCACAGGGAUCCUCAUCCAGCAGCCCCAACUUCACUACCUACGACGAGGGUAUCGUCCCAGACCUCGAUCUCGAGCGACCUCGCAAGAAAAAGAUCCGAUGUAAAGUGGAAAAUGACGACUACAUCCGAAGCAGUCCCAACACCGGUUCGAGCUCUGAUAACGAAGUCAAACCUAUGACCAUUUACAAGUGCACCUGGCGCGACGAAGGUAACCGAAGUGUCAGAUGCGGUGAAGUGGGUAACACCUGGGAGGUCGUUGCAGAACACGUACUUCGAACACAUUUAAAUGGAAAGAAGACGCAUGAAAACGAAGAAGACUUUUACAUCGUGGACGAACAGCUCGAGCCUGCUUGCUCGCCACCUACCAAAUCACACUGGGACAUGGUCAGGCCUAGAAGCGAAGACCCUGAAUAUCAGAAACAACUUCGUCUCGCUGCUUCACCUGCGCAAAACAACUCUCAAAUCGCUGCUACUGUUAACACACAGGACAUUAUUAUACGCGAUGUCUUCGCCAUGGCUUCACCACAGAGCACGCCAAGCAAGCAGUUCAAGCCAUCGCCGAGGCCGCUCCAGGCCUACAAUGCACCCAACAUAAGCGUGGUGACGGUCUCCCUGGGGAAGAUGCCCCACUCACCGCGUCGCGUGCGCGGCGAGACGAAGAAGUGCCGGAAGGUCUACGGCAUGGAGCACAAAGACCUCUGGUGCACGCAGUGCAAGUGGAAGAAAGCCUGUACGCGUUUCAGCGACUAGGUCGGGGCGCGCGGACAAUCGCUCGCCGACGUCCGACAAUUACGACUCACCGAUUACGAUGCAGUGAUGCAACAAAGCGACACGCGGACGAGCCACGUCACAAGUCGCGAGAUCGCCGAUCGCUAACUGCCGACCUGAUACCGCCUCGAUUAAUCAAUGCACAAAUUUUAAUUACUCAUUAUUAAUAUUAUUAUUUGAUUGGAGAAGCGAGGGUAAUUUAUAUCGAUCACGUCGAUGCGCCGCGUAUGUAUCCGCUUGGAGA